Molecule: messenger RNA, 504 nt
Organism: Aspergillus aculeatus ATCC 16872
Lineage: Eukaryota; Fungi; Ascomycota; Eurotiomycetes; Eurotiales; Aspergillaceae
Product: RidA family protein
Exons: 2
Coding region: 1-462 (153 amino acids)
Source: RefSeq, a predicted model, not a curated record
AUGCCCCCCAAACUCCCCAGCUACUCCCGUCCCGGCCGCGGCCAACACUUCCAAGACGAAUAUGGCUUCUCCGAAGCCUGCAUUGCCGGCGACAGAAUGGAGAUUGCCGGACAGACCGGAAUGUCGCCCACCUCCACGACCAUCCCGCCCACCCUCGAAGAAGAAGUCGCCCAGGCCUUCGCCAACAUCAACGAGGUGAUCCUGUACGCGCUGGAGCGGGCCCGGCCGGAGCUGCGCGCCCAGGUGGCCACCGGCUGGGAGCUGGUCACCAAGUUGCGCACCUACCACGUUAACCUUCCCCAAACCCGGGAGACGAUCAUCGGGCUGAUGGUGGACGAGGUCCGCAAGUGGUGUCCCGGGCACCAGCCGACGUGGACGAUGCUGGGGAUCGAGGCGUUGCCGUUCGAGGGCCAGAAUCUGGAGAUUGAGGUGGAUGUUUAUCUGGGUCCGUCGGGGGCUUAGGUAGGCCCAUUGGGUUUUGGAUUUUUUUUGGGAGAGGGGGGG